AUGAAUGCUCCCACGACCGCCGAAGCCACUGCAAAUGCCAUAGAUCUCACUGCUGAUCACAAACUACCAAAGCCUACUUUCACCCGUCCUGCGAGAGAUGCCUCAGCCACAAGUACAUCCACCCUCCCACAUUCAUCAGUGUACGGGAAACCUAUUGAGAAGAAAAGG
Molecule: messenger RNA, 168 nt
Organism: Sphaeroforma arctica JP610
Lineage: Eukaryota; Ichthyosporea; Ichthyophonida
Exons: 1
Source: RefSeq, a predicted model, not a curated record